UGAUCGUUGGAGUAAACAAAGAAGACAAUGAAAUAGGGAGCGAGAAAACGGAGAAAUGUUCUAUUCUCAUACUCUUCUCUCCAGAAAAGGGCCUUUAGGCACUAUCUGGGUUGCUGCUUAUUGUCACAAAAGGCUCAAGAAAGACCAAGUUACUGUCACUGAUAUCCCUUCUUCUGUUGAUGAGAUAAUGCUACAUGAAGUAACAAUCACAUAUAGAGUACUUGGUUAUCUUCUCCUUGGUGUUGUGAGGAUAUACUCGAAGAAAGUUGAUUAUCUUUACCAUGAUUGUAAUGAGAUUUUGGUCAAAAUAAAAAAAAUUUCAGUCAGCGGAAAAGCUAACCCGCAAAGAGAAGCCAUGUGUGAACAUGUCUCUAUCACUUUUCCAGACAGGUUUGAACUUGACGCUUUUGAUCUUGAGGUCUCAGAAGAUGUAAUCAGGCGCAACAUCAAACCACGUGAAGAGACGCUUGAAGAAGCAUUAGAAGAUGAAGCAAGAGAAUAUUAUUCUCUGAACAAGUAUCUCAUCAGUGAACCACCUUUUCAGCUUGACAUCUGCCCUUCUGCAUAUACAACAUUUGACGAUGCUCAUUCACCUUACAUAAGGGAUCUUGAUACAGUGGUAAAUAUGGUGGUCACCCAAUCUCAGAAUACAGGCAGUUUAGAAUCAAAUGUGAAGAUGGUUCAAUGUAGUCAGUUCACUCAAGAAGAAUGUCGAGACUUUGACAUGUUAGGAACUGAGAUUCCCCUAGACAUGGGUCCACAAUUUGACAAGGUGGAUAAUCAAGCAGAGAAGAUAAAUUUCCAAGAGAUGCCACAAUUGAAUAUCAAGGAACAACAUGUCUUCACUGAAGGACACCCAGUUGUUAUUACUCCCGGUCGAACUCCAUUGGAAUCUGAGUGCCCCUUCCUUGAUAUGUUUGGUGGAUCUGAGAAAUCGCUGGACCUGGAUCCACAAUUCGAUAAAGUGGAUAGUCAAGCGAAGAGGAUAAAGUUCUUGGAAAUACCACCGUUGGAUAUUGAACAUAAUAUUUUUACUGAUGACCAUCAAAUUGAUAUUACACCUGAUGGAACUCAACAUAAAUCUAUAAGUACAUGUGUUCCAGGAUCAGCUACACCUAUAUUUAUGGCUUUUACCACACCUGCUCAGGAGGAGAAAGUGAGGAUAUCAAGGAAGAGAAAGCAUGUCUUUGAUGAAGUUAUAGUGCUUCCUAACAAGUUAUUAAGGCAUAACAUACAUGACUCAAGUUGUUUAGUAGUUAAACGGAGGAAAGCUCCUCAAACUGCUUUUGAUGUCUGGAGAGCCCACAGAAUAUCCAGGCUUAAACAAGAUUUCAUGGAGCCUCUGCUUCUUGGUAUUUCAUCGAAGCUCAAAUUUUUCUUAUAUGAAACCAAUACUAAGACUGAAGGGCCAGCUGAAGUUGCAGUAGGCACCAGCCAUUCAGCAGAGUUGGGAUUUGAAACACCCUGCAAGCCUUCAGAACAGAGAGCUUCCUUUCAGGAAAAUUCUGUUGAUGAGUCAAUAUCAGUAAGGCCUGUUGAGGUUCAGAAUACCAGCAUGACUCAAGUUACAAGUGUAGAAAAAGAUCUCUCUCCAAUUGUGACGCAGGAUCUUGUGCUUGACCUAAUAAAUGAGGAUGUUAUCCCUCAUAAGGAAAAUAACCAGGACCUGGUAGAUGAAUGGACAGUCAGGAACAGGUAGGUGGGAUGGAGCUUUUAUAUAAUCGUUUGUGCUAGUGGCUCCAGGUCCAUUCUUGUAGGAGAGACUAUUCAACCUAUGAAUUCCUUGUGUGCAGGGUAGUGGCGAAAUAUCUGCAGAAAAACUUCCUAAUUCAAAAGGAGCAGAAAGACAGGGAAAAUUUGAGUUUGGAUGGUGUUUUGAAAGGAAGAACAAGAAAAGAAAGUGCUAGACUGUUCUAUGAGAUACUGGUAUUGAAGACUGGAGGGUUUGUGGAUGUGAAACAAGAAAACCCAUAUGAUGACAUUCUUGUGCUGUUAACCCCUCAAAUGAAAAAAAUAUAAUUUAAGCUGACCAAGUAUUUAGGCAUGUAAAAUGUAUAGUCAAUGCCGGGGUGGGGCAAUUUUGGUGAUUCUGAGUCUGGAUUUCUAUGUAUAUAGGAAAUAUGGUAUAUCGU
Molecule: messenger RNA, 2132 nt
Organism: Telopea speciosissima
Lineage: Eukaryota; Viridiplantae; Streptophyta; Magnoliopsida; Proteales; Proteaceae
Product: sister chromatid cohesion 1 protein 2-like
Exons: 12
Coding region: 56-1699 (547 amino acids)
Biological process (GO): synaptonemal complex assembly; replication-born double-strand break repair via sister chromatid exchange; mitotic sister chromatid cohesion
Cellular component (GO): cohesin complex; synaptonemal complex
Molecular function (GO): chromatin binding; protein binding
Source: RefSeq, a predicted model, not a curated record